AUGGAUACGAAGCAUCACGACGAGAAGCCUGGCGAUGCCACUUCGGCCGACCCUUCGAUCCUCACUGAGAAGCAUCCUCGCGAUGCCAAUGCCACCGAUGUCGAGACCAACAGUAAGAAAGGUGAAUCAACUCACCAAUCUACCGAUGACGACAUCGACUACCCCAAGGGCCUGAAGCUCGUCCUCAUUAUUGCCUCGCUCUGCCUCGCCGUCUUCCUGGUAGCCCUCGACCAAACCAUCAUCGCCCCGGCCCUCGGCGCCAUUACCUCAGAGUAUGGCAGCGUCAAGGACAUUGGGUGGUACGGCUCGUCGUAUCUCUUGACCACCACCGCUCUGCAACCCAUGUAUGGCACCAUUUACAAGCUCUUCAGCAUCAAGUACUCGUACCUCACCGCCAUCUUCAUCUUUGAAGUUGGUUCUCUGGUAUGUGCCUUGGCUCCUACUUCGACCGCCUUCAUCGUCGGCCGUGCUAUUGCCGGCAUUGGCACCGCAGGCUUGUUCUCCGGUUCGAUUGUCAUUCUCAGCUACACAAUGCCUCUUGAGAAGCGCCCGCUGGCGUUUGGACUCAUCGGCGGCAUGUGGGGUGUUGCUUCUGUUGCUGGUCCCUUGCUAGGAGGCGUAUUCACGGAAAAGGCGACCUGGCGGUGGUGUUUCUACAUCAACCUGCCCAUCGGUGGCGUCGCCAUGGUUUUCAUCUUCUUCCUGCUUCACCUCAACCGCAAGAACAACCCUGAUGGGAAGACGCUUGUCCAGCGCCUCAUGCAGCUCGACCUUAUCGGCACUGCCAUCUUCAUCCCCGCCAUUAUCUGCCUGCUCCUUGCUUUGCAAUGGGGUGGCGCCGAGUACCCCUGGAACAGCUCCAAGGUCAUUGGUCUCUUUGUCGGUUUCGGCCUCAUGAUCAUCAUUUUCAUCGGAGUCCAGCUGUGGCAGGGCGACAAGGGAACUCUGCCUCCAUUUCUCUUCAAGAAUCGCAACGUGGUGUGCGCCAUGCUCUUCGCCUGCUUCUUUGGAGCUGCAUUCUUCCCUCUCAUCUUCUAUCUUUCCCUCUAUUUCCAGGCUAUCCAGGGCGUAAGUGCGGUACAAGCGGGCAUCAAGAUCUUGCCCCUACUGCUGGCCACCGUCGUCGCUAGCAUGGCCAGCGGUGCUCUCAUCUCAGUCAUCGGCUAUUAUAGCGCCAUCAUCUUGCCAUCCCUCGUUCUUUUCUCCGUCGGCUCAGGCAUGAUUACAACGUUCGACCUCGACACACCCAUGCGCGAGUGGUUCGGUUACCAGGUCCUCGCUGGGCUUGGUAUUGGUGCGGGCUUCCAAAUCGGUGUUCUCGUCGUUCAGACCGUUCUGCCUCUCGAGGACGUCCCCGUCGCUACGGCCUGUGUGCAGUUCUUCCAGGCAUUUGGCGGUGCCAUCAUGAUUGCCGUCGCCCAGAACCUGUUCCAGACGGGUCUCGUCAACGGAAUCACCAGCCGCGUGCCGGAUCUCGACCCUUCGAUUUUCGUCAACGCCGGCGCCGACCAGGUCCGCAACAUUCUGACGCAGAUGGGACGUUCCGACGCGAUUCCUGCGGUAUUGGAGGCAUACAUGGUGGGCUUGAGACACACGUACUACGUCACUGUAGCCUGCGCUGCGGCCGCGUUUGUCGUCUGUCUGGGCUUGCAGUGGAAGAGCGUCAAGAAGGAGGGCAAGGGGACCCCGGCUGUCGCCGUUUAA
Molecule: messenger RNA, 1704 nt
Organism: Colletotrichum truncatum
Lineage: Eukaryota; Fungi; Ascomycota; Sordariomycetes; Glomerellales; Glomerellaceae
Product: MFS toxin efflux pump
Biological process (GO): transmembrane transport
Cellular component (GO): plasma membrane
Molecular function (GO): transmembrane transporter activity
Source: RefSeq, a predicted model, not a curated record